ACGAGUGCGUCUCCGCCACCCCCGCCCUCUCUUCCGCGUGGACCCUCCCGGUCCCCUUUCUGUCACCUCACAGUAGUCGUUGCCUUGUAGCUGCGGGUGCGGGGCCGCCUCUUCCCCCGCCCCUCAGGCCGAGCCCCGGCUCGGUUCUUCCCCCCCCUACCCUUCCCCGCUCCCUCCUCUCCCCACCCUGGUCGGUACGGGAAGGUCCUAGCCGCUGCCCGGUGCCCCGAGGGCCGUGGUGACCGCCGCCACGGGUUCCCAUGGAGCCGCCGAAUCUCUAUCCGGUGAAGCUCUACGUGUACGACCUGUCCAAGGGCUUGGCCCGGCGGCUCAGCCCCAUCAUGCUGGGGAAACAACUGGAAGGCAUCUGGGAGGGACAUUGCUUGGGCCCCCAGACUCUGUGGUUGAUGUGGGGAGCACAGAAGUCACAGAAGAGAUCUUUCUGGAGUACCUGUCCUCCCUGGGGGAGUCUCUGUUCCGUCCUCACCCUCAGUCAGGCUCUCCUUCCCACCCCCGGCUUCUGCACAAAUACUUACUGGCCUUCCAAGUGUCCUCCAAACUUUUCUCACAUGUACAGAGGUGAAGCCUACAAUCUCUUUGAACACAACUGUAACACCUUCAGCAACGAAGUGGCACAGUUCCUAACUGGGCGGAAGAUUCCUUCUUACAUCACCGACCUGCCCUCUGAAGUUCUCUCCACGCCCUUUGGACAAGCACUUCGGCCUCUCCUGGAUUCCAUCCAGAUCCAGCCUCCUGGUGGGAACUCAGUGGGCAGACCCAACGGCCAGAGCUAACAGGACUGCACGGGACCGCCUGCCUCUCCAGGGCUUUUCCUUUUUAAACAAAACAAACCCUACCAGAUUUCUAUUUUAUAAUUUUACAUCAGAGCUAACAACCAGGGGAUGGCUUUUUAAAUUUUCCAGGGAAGGAGAUCAUCAGGCUGCAUGUAGGACAAUGCUGCUGAGAACAGAACAAAAUGCCAUCCCUUCUAAUAGUAUUAUACUAAUUUAUUAAGGCUGUCUUGUCUGUGAGUUCACUUUUGACGCUGUUUUCUAAGCGUCCUCCACACUGGAGAAAGGGAGGGUGUUUAAACAGAAAGCAAGAGGCACAGUUGGGGGAGUCCUGGCCUGGACUUUCUUUCCAGAGAAUGCCCACACUUUACCCAGGUUGCCACCCAGGUGAGUUUGACAACACCCAUGAUCCUGAAGCAGUUCCUCUUGAGCACAUGGGACCAGUUGUAGGAUGGUUAACCCAACUAAGUGAACUCUUUAGCCACAACUCUCCCCUCCCCUGCCCCGGGCAGUGCCAUGGGGCCAGGGCUGGAGCAGCCAGAGCCUCAGCAUCAGAGGAGAGUGACAGCAAGGAUCAGGCCAGAGAAAACAGGAUAAAAGCCAUUCCUCCUUCCACCCAGGCUGAUUGCCAGUCCUCUGCCAUCAGUUUCGGAAAGCCUGCCUUGUUGCCCGCCCAGGAGCUGCUCUUCCUCACUGUAGCUGACCUGUCACGGUUCAUGAAGUCCUGGGCUGCAGCAGCAGGGACCCAGGCCUUUGGUCUGCAAAUAAUGAUGUCGGUGAUUUACAAGUGGUCACUAGACCAGCUCCCCAAGCCAGUGCAGUGUGCAGCUAGGAACCAAGGGGACAUGUAGUAGAAAGAAAAUGACACAGAAUCAAAGUGGCAAGAAAAUUUUGAGUUGUCUGGAACAAGGACUUUCAAAUUAUUCUAAAUGUGUUUCAAAGAUAGACAUUAUCUCUGUUGUCAUUCUGAUUUUCAGGAGUCAUACUUGGGCAUUUUCCCAGUUAUGUGCUGCUAGGAGCUCAUAGGCAGGGAGCAGUCUGGAAGUCUGACCUAGAGAGACGCUGAUUCCCUUUCUCCAUGUGAGCCUCCACCAGCUAGAUGUGGAGAGUAACCAUGGAGGAGGGAUGCUGAGCUGCCAGGUACCUGAGCCUCGGCUCAGCGUCCUUGAGCUCAUGGCUUCCUGCCACUUCUGAAACUGGAGCCCAGUUGCUCCUCCCUGGAGUAGGGGCCUUUCCUUCCUGAAAAGCUGCUGCUCCAACUUGCCCAUCCCCUGCUGUCUUUGCCAAUAGCCAUAACAGUUGGCAUCGUCAGGGUGUCUGGUAGAGGAAAGGAUGUCAUUCUGCCUUAGUGAUUGCCAGUUAUCUGACCUGGGCCAUGCCCAGUUGAGGUGUCAAAUGACAUUUUGAAACAUAUUGGAAGUCUGGGGGUCAAAUUAGCAAGCAGGUUUUAAUUCUCAAAACCUAUUGCCAGUGUGUGUGGCAAUGAUACUAAGUGAAACCAACAAGGAUGGUGUAGUAUUGUCCUAGCAGGAGAGAACAGGGCCCAGGGAGAAAGGGUGUCAAGUUGGGUUUCUGGGCAGGUGUAGGUUAGUUGGGGCAAUGACUGCCUCCCGCCAAAGUCCCUCUCCAGGGUGCCUGGCCCCUCACUUUCUCCCUGCUGCCAACCUCUGCUUGCAGCUCUUCCCUCCAGCCUGAGGGUGCAGGGCUUCCCUCUCCCAGGUCCAGACUCGUCUGGUCUUGCACCUCCCAGCAGUGACCCUCAGACCUGGUGAUACUCUGAGGUGUUUGCCUGUGAAUUUGAGUCACUUGACUCCUUGAACAGCAAAGCACCCCUUCAUGCCCAGCUGCCAUCUGUGCCAAUGCCUGGGCCCUUGGGCUGGUGAGGAGCUCCGCAGGAAAGUGAAGUCUGCCCCUCUGUGUAAGCCCCUCUGUCACCAGAAGCCCAGGCUGUGACCUCCAGUCCCACCCUCACAUCUCUUUGUCCCAGUACCUCAGGAGCAUACUGUUUGUGACCAGCUGACUCCACCUGAGCCUCUAGGCAAGCCGAGUAAGAAAUGAAUCAUGUACUCAUGUCACACAGUGGACGCCUCUGUAGAGGUCCGUUGAUCUAAAGGGACAGGAGGGGGAGGGAUGAGGCCAUCAUCCUCUCCCACACAAAAGCUUGUACCUUUGAGAUUCCUUCAUAAUUUUCUUGAAGUCAAACUAAUAAUUGUUUCUAGUAUGGAGGUGUUGCUGGAUUUCAUUGGUGUUUUUUCUAAUGCAAUAAACUCAUUUCUGCCUGCUG
Molecule: messenger RNA, 3075 nt
Organism: Jaculus jaculus (lesser Egyptian jerboa)
Lineage: Eukaryota; Metazoa; Chordata; Mammalia; Rodentia; Dipodidae
Gene: Desi1
Product: desumoylating isopeptidase 1
Exons: 5
Coding region: 261-794 (177 amino acids)
Biological process (GO): protein modification by small protein removal
Molecular function (GO): peptidase activity
Source: RefSeq, a predicted model, not a curated record